UACAGAAUGCUGGAAGGCGGCACCUGCCUACGUAUAUGCGAACUGCAAGCAAGAUGCUUCAUACAUUAUUACCGGCUACAUAAACGUUCCAGAAACAAACUCGACUUCAAGUUAUCGGAGUAGAAUCUACAAGUGAUUCUCAUUCUGUCGGACAUUGUUAUAUUGACCAAUCCAUACCAUUCACCAUGCGGCAGUUCUCAAAUAUACUAAAUCUGUGGACAUUAAUCGCAUGCGGAGUCAGCGCCUGGGAAGCGUCCAUUCUCGCCUUCGAACCACAGUUUCAAUGGGAUGCCCCGAGAGCUCCAGCAUUAUCAGGUGCGGCGGCGCAACAGCUCUUAGACCAUCGACUGAAGUCAUCCGUCGCUUCAAACCUGGGAGAUGUUGAUCCGGAUACAAUCAAGGUCAUUGAUAGACUAGCGGGAGCUCAGGACCAACUUUUUGGCUUGUCUUGCGAUGACGAAACAUUAGACAGGAGCUUCUUCGUUAUUGAAGGCUUGGGCUCCGAAGUCGGUUCCUCGGUUCUAAAUGGGUACGAGGGAGCAGUAACUAUCCUCGACCUCCCUACGACUUUUCCGGAGAAGAUUCUCUAUGGUGCUCUCAAAGGCGAUACUCAAGGUGUGGCCCGUUUGGCCGAGGCAAAGCACUGCGUGUCGAACACCGGCAUUGAAGCAGAAUCCCGGGCACCACAGGCUUUUAGAGAUUGCUUCCCUAGGGAUUCAUCUUACGGGCCCGUUCAGAGUGUUUUCGACGAGGAACUCAUAAACCAUGUGAAGGGUAUCGAGUCCUGGGUUGACACAGAAACGCUAACAGCAAUUGUAAAAAUAUCACUUGAGUCUCCCAAUAAUGUUAGCUCGCGAGCUACAGAUGCAGUAAAGGCCUUCUUCCAUGGUUUGCACGAGUUGGCGAUCAACGGUAAAGAAGUAACUGCUCUUGUUCUCCAAGAGUCAAGCAAUACCGAAGGCCUGGCCCUCAGGACGAAGAAACCCAGGGCUGUCAUGGAUGGGACUCUGUCCAAAAAUGACAACCUCGGGUCCCUUGUCAAAUCUGAAUAUCAGGACUCUCUGCUGUCGACCUCCUUUCCUUCCUGUUUCACUUCUGAGGCAUCUUGCAUUGAGGCAACCCAUGGAUGCUCCGGGCAUGGAUCUUGUUAUAACAAACAAAGAUCCGUUAACGGGGGCGCCAAAAGCGAUUGUUAUACAUGUAAGUGCAGGGAAACUAUCACUAGAAAAGAAGACGGCAGCAUACAGAAAUCUAGUUGGGGCGGCUCUGCAUGCCAGAAGAGGGACAUCAGCACUCCGUUUUUCCUGGUUGCCGGUAUCAGUAUAAUGGCGAUUGCCGCAACAGGGGCUGCAGUGGGAAUGUUAUAUUAUGUGGGGCAGGAAGAACUUCCGGGUGUCAUCAGUGCCGGUGUUGGAACCAUGGGGUUAAAGAAAUGACGGAGAUGCAUUGCGUGUGCGUAUCCUUCAAUGCUUGCGUGGGAGUUGUUUGGAAGUUCCAGAUUUGAAUGUAUUUGAACAUGCGAGGUGAUUUUUCUACUCCUUUUUUGUAAUUAAAUGAUGCAUGUGUGUGUACAUCAGCAUAUAUCGAACAAAUCAUUAGCUAUGGGC
Messenger RNA from Aspergillus campestris IBT 28561, 1607 nucleotides. RefSeq names its product DUF3844 domain-containing protein. The record is from RefSeq and is a predicted model, not a curated record. The coding region runs from base 186 to 1436 and encodes 416 amino acids. NCBI's taxonomy places the organism in Eukaryota, Fungi, Ascomycota, Eurotiomycetes, Eurotiales, Aspergillaceae. Gene Ontology annotation, cellular component: endoplasmic reticulum. The transcript is spliced from 4 exons.